Messenger RNA from Cuscuta campestris, 1829 nucleotides. The record is from the annotation of a GenBank genome assembly. NCBI's taxonomy places the organism in Eukaryota, Viridiplantae, Streptophyta, Magnoliopsida, Solanales, Convolvulaceae.
CUUUAGGGGUCCUUUGCGAUUGACCACUUUGCACACCCUUCGGAUCACCCAUGGAUGGAGGGAGUAUUUUUUCAGGGAGCAUGCAUAUAAUUAAUGAAGUUCCUAAUGUUUAAUUUGUCAUUUUGUUUUACCGUAGGUGAUUUGAUGAGAAUGGAUGUAAAGAUAGAGAACAACCGUUUCUCCUCCUCCUCCAUGUUUCUUCUUCUUCCUCUCAUCUCAUUGCUUCUCCUCCAAGCAAUAAUAGCAUUGGGCUCAUGUGAUCUUGGAACAGACAAACAAGCCCUUCUGGAUUUUGCUAAUACCCUUCACAAUGUUCCCCGUGGACGUCUGCGAUGGACCUCCACGGAGGCGGCCGCCGCCGACCCAAUCUGCACCUCAUGGGUCAGCGUGACCUGCAGCUCGGACCGAAGUCGGGUCGUCGAACUCCGACUUCUCGGCUUCGGGCUCCGCGGUACCAUUUCGGGAAACACCACAAUCGGGAGGCUCGACGCGCUCGAGAGGCUCGACCUCAGGAACAACUCCCUGUUCGGGGCCAUACCGCCGAACCUCAACUUCCCGCGUCUCAGGCAUCUGAACCUGAGCGGGAACCGUUUCAGUGGGCCCGUCCCCCAAUCACUCAGAGGGUUUCCUCCUUCGUCGUUCGGAGGGAACCCUCUGCUGUGUGGCGGCCUGGAUCUUGAUCUUAUCGAGACAAACGUCGUAUCACCAUGGACCGGUCCAUUGGGUCGCCGGUCGUUAAAGUCCAAGAAAAAGAAGGGACUUAGCAAGAAAACUAAACGUGAUCUUAUUAUUAUAUCAGUUGUAAUUGUGAUAUUAUUGGUAUUUCUUUGCUGCGCUCGUGAUAUGUUAAAAAGAAUAGCAUUAUUGGCCGCAUGCGAUAUUACAACAGACAAACAAGCCCUUUUAGAUUUUGCUAAUACUCUUCACAAUGCUCCCCGUGGACGUCUCGGAUGGACCUCCACGGAGGCGGCCGCCGCCGACCCAGUCUGCACCUCAUGGGUCGGCGUGACCUGCAGUCCGGACCGAAGUCGGGUCGUCGAACUCCGACUUCCCGACUUCGGGAUCCGCGGUACUAUUUCUGGAGACACCGCAAUCGGGAGGCUCGACGCGCUAGAGAAGCUCGACCUCAGGAACAACUCCUUGUUUGGGGUUUUGCCGCCGGGCCUCAACUUCCCGCGCCUCACGCAUCUGAACCUGAGCGGCAAUUGUUUCAGUGGCUCCAUUCCCGCAACACUCAGAGGGUUUCCUCCUUCGUCGUUCGGGGGAAACCCUCUGCUGUGUGGGCCGCCGCUGACACAGAACCGGUGUCGUGACAAACAAGCCCUUUUAGAUUUUGCUAAUACUCUUCACAAUGCUCCCCCUGGACGUCUGGGAUGGACCUCCACGGAGGCGGCCGCCGCCGACCCAAUCUGCACCUCAUGGGUCGGCGUGACCUGCAGCUCGGACCGAAGUCGGGUCGUCGAACUCCGACUUCCCGGCUUCGGGCUGCGCGGUACUAUCUCGGGAGACACUACAGUCGGGAGACUCGACGCGCUGGAGAAGCUCGACCUCAGUAACAACUCCCUGUCCGGGCCUAUACCGCCGAACCUCAACUACCCGCGUCUCAAGCAUCUGAACUUGAGCAGCAAUCGUUUCAGUGGCACCAUUCCCGUAUCACUCAGAGGGUUUCCUCCUUAGUCAUUCGGAGGAAACCCUCUGUUGUGUGGACCGCCACUGACGCAUCAUUGUGGCGGUCUAGAUCUUCCUCUGGUUGAGACACGUCAUUUCAUAUCCCCACUAGCCGGUUCAUUGGGUCGUCGGUCAUUAUUAAACCCGGCAGUUGGCAAUGG